CUGGUCGUGAUGAGCAAGGUCACGUCGUUUGCUGUCGAUGUUCAUCCAUGAAAAGGCCAUUUGUCGCAUGACAUGCAUUGGGUCGUUCACUCAUGUUUUGGGCUCAAGACACAAGGCGCAUGUGUUCCGGACGAUGCCGACCAUGGCAAACGGCAAAAGAUACAUGCACAUUUCAGCUGACGGUUUUUCGAUCGACCGUGCGCCCGGUUUUCCGAUCGACCGUGCCGCUGGCACGGGAACCAGAACAUCAUUUCGGUGGCGAAGCAGGGCGUGUAGCCAUGAGUGCCAAGUGGGGCUGUCCCAUGCCUGCGGAUGACAACUUGAAAUGGCAGUCCAGGGAGUGGUGCCCUCAAAUCUCUGGAGCUUCCUCCAUCGGGGUGAGCAGCAUUUGCGUGAGCAGCACCGGUGGCACUGGAUUGUCAAGAAGCCUCUUUGCAGCGAAUCUCUCCUCGCGAGCUUCUUCAGACUCGGGCUCCUGGCACAGCCGGUCCAUCUCGAUGGCUGACUUCCAACAGAGGCAUUACUUAGAGGACCUGAAGUCUUUUGCUGCGAGCUUCACCCUACCCAUCAUGCUGGUCAAGGAAUGUGUGGGUCAGGUCGAUGACGACUUGCUUCAAACGGUUCUUCGCCUCGACGCCCAGGCACAAGGAUUGGUCGCCUUUGCAGAGGGAAUCGUCCAGAACUUCACCACCAGCUGCUUCAAAGUGCUAGACUCUGUUGCCAGUCUUUCCACGGCGAAUGGCAUCGAUAUGGACCUGCUCAAAGAGGUGAACCACCUCAUUGCCGAGUUGUUCAACAAAACGCUGGGCGCCAGGACACGAUACAUCGAAUUGCUAAGUCAGGUGCGAUACCUGGGCGAGUGUACACAACUCACCUUAGACCAGAUCAUCAUGGCUCAGCUUCCGGAAGCUGAAGGCGAGAUAGGUGAGAGCCCUAUGCCAGAUGAUUUGAAGUCUGAGCAUUGCCUAGACGUUGCGCUGCGACAACUUCAAAAGGUGUGCUGCAUGAUGGAGGACUGCCCCCAUUUUUGGCUCACCCUUCAUGGCGCCGAACUGCAGCUCCGCAAGAUUCACAAGGAAGCCCAGCUCCUGUGUAGCCAACCGCCUCGAAUGGACAACUUAGGCGGGGCACGCCUCAACGCCUUCUGCGAGAAGAUCCAAAUCCUCUGCGAGGAGCACUGUGGCAUGGAUGAGGCAAACUUGUCAUCUGUGGAGGGCUCUUUGGUCAACGAGGCUGCAAGCCACGAGGCAGGGACGGAGUUGGGCUCGUACUGACAUAGGGAUCUCGACUUCGAUAGCCUCAAUGGUGCAUGACGCACCGAUGCACAGGUUUGUAACGUCGGACGUUACGACAGGAAUUUAUCACGCGUCGAUUCCCACAGAACGAGAGGAAUCUGACUGGACUGCAUUUGCGUCGUAGAGGCUGUCCUGAAAGGACAGUGGCAACCUGAAAGCUGGGCGUCUCAUGAAAGCUGGGCGCCAGUGGUUGAACACCAUUCCAAAUGGGUGAGAACCUUCUC
Molecule: messenger RNA, 1519 nt
Organism: Durusdinium trenchii
Lineage: Eukaryota; Dinophyceae; Suessiales; Symbiodiniaceae
Source: the annotation of a GenBank genome assembly